This is a messenger RNA of Pyrus x bretschneideri (Chinese white pear), 3352 nucleotides long. RefSeq names its product ER membrane protein complex subunit 1. Lineage: Eukaryota; Viridiplantae; Streptophyta; Magnoliopsida; Rosales; Rosaceae. Gene Ontology annotation, molecular function: protein binding. Gene Ontology annotation, biological process: protein folding in endoplasmic reticulum. The record is from RefSeq and is a predicted model, not a curated record. Gene Ontology annotation, cellular component: EMC complex.
CUUGUGUGAAAGUCUCUUUCGCCUUGCUCACUUCGAAGUUCUUACUUCCCCUACAAACUCUUCAUUGUAGUCUCAGAUCCAUCGCUCAUUCUCUCACCACCACCGAUUGAGGGGCGAGAGAGAGAGAGAGAGAGGAGAGAGAUUUUCAGUCGCCAUGGGCGUGGCGAGCAUGGCGAUUCGAGGUUUCCUGCUUCUACUGCUGUUCUUAUCAGCUGCACAUCUCAGUCUUUCGCUUUACGAAGAUCAAGUCGGUCUCAUGGAUUGGCACCAGCAGUAUAUAGGGAAAGUGAAGGAAGCAGUGUUCCAUACUCCGAAAAGCGGGAGGAGGCGGGUUGUGGUGUCCACUGAGGAGAAUGUUAUAGCAUCGCUUGAUCUCCGGCACGGGGGGAUAAUUUGGAGACGUGUUCUUGGGAGCAAUGAUGUUAUAAGCGGAAUCGACAUAGCAUUGGGAAAAUAUGUCAUUACCCUUUCAUCAGACGGAAGUAUUUUAAGAGCAUGGAACCUUCCUGAUGGUCAGAUGGUUUGGGAAUCCUUUUUAGAGGGCUCAGGGUCCUCAAAAUCUUUAUUAAGUGUCCCGACAAGUUUGAAAAUUGACAAGGAAAAUUUGAUCCUUGUUUUCGGUAAAGGGUCUCUACAUGCUAUUUCUAGCAUUGAUGGCGAUGUUCUUUGGGAAAAGGAUUUUGCAGUUGAAAGUGUAGAGGUUCAACAGAUUGUUCAGCCUAUUGGCGGUGAUGUAGCUUAUGUAGUGGGAUUUGUUGGUUCUUCCCACUUUGAUGUGUAUCAGAUCAAUGUUAGGAACGGAGAGUUGCUGAAGCACAACAGUGCACCCUUUUCGGGUGGCUUUUCAGGGGAAGCACUGCUUGUUUCUAGUGAAAUUCUUCUGACAUUGGAUUCCACGAGGUCAAAGCUGGUACUUGUAAGUUUUCAGGAUGGAGAAAUUAACUAUCAACAGACACCUAUAUCUGAUAUUUUUGGGGAUUCUCUUGGAACACCAGUGCUGUUACCUUCAAAACUUCCAGGAUUUUUUUCUGUAAAGCUUAAUGGGGCUGUCAUAUUCAUAAGAGUGACUGGUGAAGGAAAGUUGGAGGUGCUGGAUAAAGUAAAUAAUGUGGCAGCUAUCAGUGGUGCAAUCUCAAUUUCAGAUGGGCAACAGGCUUUUGGACUAGUUCAACAUGGAGAUGGUAAGAUCCAUCUUACAGUAAAGCCUACUCAUGACUCGAGUGCUGAUCUGCUCAAAGAAAGUAUCGAUAUGGACAAUCAGAGGGGGGUUGUUCAUAAGGUUUUCGUAAACAAUUAUAUCCGGACAGACAGGUCUAAUGGGUUUAGGGCCUUAAUAGUCAUGGAGGAUGACUCACUUCUGUUGUUACAACAAGGUGCAGUUGUAUGGAGUAGGGAGGAUGGGCUUGCCUCAAUUAUUGAUGUAGUGACGUCAGAACUACCUGUGGAAAAGGUAGAUGUCUCAGUUGCGAAAGUGGAGCAGAACCUCUUCGAUUGGCUUAAGGGACACAUACUGAAGCAAGGAACCUUAAUGCUUGCAAGUGCUGCGGAUGUUGCUGCUAUACAAGAGAUGAGGCUAAAAAGCUUUGAAAAGAGCAAACUGACCCGUGACCAUAAUGGUUUCCGGAAGCUUCUCAUAGUACUGACGAGAGCAGGAAAACUUUUUGCCUUGCACACUGGAUAUGGGCAAGUUGUCUGGUCUCUCUUACUGCCUACUCUGCGUAAGUCUGAAACCUGCAAGUACCCGACUGGGUUGAAUAUUUAUCAGUGGCAGGUACCCCAUCAUCAUGCAAUGGAUGAAAAUCCAUCUGUGCUCAUAGUAGGUCGAUGUGGGCAAAGUUCUGAGGCACCAGGUGUUCUUUCUAUUGUUGACGCAUACACGGGCAAGGAAAUUAACUCAAUGGCUGCAGUACAUUCUAUUGUCCAAGUUAUACCACUGCCAUUUACUGAUUCGACAGAACAGCGUCUUCAUCUACUAAUAGAUGCAAACCAGCGUGGGCAUUUAUACCCAAGAACAUCUGAGGCUGUUGAUAUUUUUCAACGGGAGUUCACAAACAUAUACUGGUACUCGGUUGAAGCUGAUAAUGGCAUUAAAGGACAUGCUUUGAAGGGCAAUUGCAACCAGGAAGCCGUAGAUAGCUACUGCUUUGAGUCCAAGGAUAUAUGGUCGAUUGUAUUCCCAUCUGACUCAGAAAAAAUCAUUGCAACUGUGACAAGAAAAUUGAGUGAGGUGGUUCAUACUCAAGCAAAGGUUAUUGCAGACUCAGAGGUGAUGUAUAAAUACAUAUCUAAAAAUCUACUCUUUGUGGCAACUGUUGCACCAAAAGGCAGUGGUGAAAUUGGAACAGCUAGCCCAGAGGAGUCCUGGUUGACCGUAUAUCUUAUUGACACUGUAACUGGUCGUAUAUUGCACCGGAUGACCCAUCACGGUUCACAGGGACCUGUCCAUGCUGUUUUCAGUGAGAAUUGGGUUGUUUACCACUACUUCAAUCUUAGAGCACACAGAUAUGAAAUGUCAGUCAUUGAGAUAUAUGAUCAGUCCCGAGCGGAUAACAAGGAUGUUUUGAAGCUUGUUCUUGGGAAGCAUAAUCUUACUUCACCUAUUUCAUCAUAUUCUCGACCAGAGGUUGUGACAAAAUCACAGUCCUACUAUUUCACAUAUUCUGUUAAAGCAAUAGAUGUGACCUUAACAGCAAAGGGUAUAACUUCAAAGCAGCUUCUUAUUGGUACAAUUAAUGAUCAGGUUUUGGCACUUGACAAGCGUUUUCUAGAUCCCCGUCGGUCACUCAAUCCCACACAAGAGGAGAAAGAGGAAGGCAUUAUUCCUCUGACUGAUGCAUUGCCAAUAAUUCCUCAGUCCUAUGUGACACAUAACCUCAAAGUGGAAGGACUUCGAGGCAUCGUGACAGUACCUGCCAAGCUGGAAUCAACAACUCUUGCCUUUACAUACGGAGUGGAUCUGUUUUUCACUCAACUCGCUCCCUCGAGGACCUAUGAUUCGCUCACAGACGAUUUCAGCUACGCGUUGCUUCUCAUCACCAUAGUUGCACUCAUAGCAGCAAUCUUUGUCACAUGGGUUUGGUCGGAGAAGAAAGAACUAAAAGAGAAGUGGAGGUAACCUGUCUUCUAGGUAUUUCGAUCUGACAUUUUUGCGUUUUUUUCCCCCGACUUUUAACUUAAAUUAGGAGGUUUACUCCCAAGUCGUAAUUUUAGCAUGCCUAGCCUAGCUUUAGAGGCAUUUUAUGUUGUAAAAAUUCGAUAUUAUUUUUUUGUAUCGACAUUCGACAAUCUAGAUUGUGUCUUGAUGUUGUACAUUUCAAGUGCAAGAAAAUAGUGAACUCUUUCACGCCGUUUA